GACAGAGGGAGAAGAAGCAGAGCAUGCUAGCGGAGGAGGGAGAGGUGGGAUAUUAGAGGUUGGUAGACAGAGAGAUGCAGUGCCACAGUGAGUGUGUCUGCGAAGCGGAUUGCUGCGCAAUUCUUCAUCCUCUUAUCAGGGACCAUGAUGUGUUAUGGCACCACGAUGUACAGAUUCACUGCAAGAGCAGGGAAUGCAGGUAAAAGUUCACCUUGAGCUGAAGUCCACCAGCGACUCUCUGGACCUUUUGGGAUUACAAUAAACGCUCAUUGGUAAUUCAAGCAAGAACAGCUGAGAUUUGGAUCUGACAACCUGACAAACCUGAAGUGGCUCCAGAAUAUCUUCAAACUUUUCUGACUUACACUGAAACAUCUGACCAAAAGGAUCUACGACACCAGAACCAGAAUUCAAACAGGUUCUUGGUUUGGCUGAAACUUGGCCAAAUCUGAAACCAAACAGGUCCAAGUUUGUGGCAUCCUUAGUUUACACUGGAGGCCCGCAAAGCCACAACCAAGCCGGUCCUGGAGCCCAGGAACCCUGGAGCAAGCCUGACCUUGGACCGGCUGUCAUCAGAACCCCUGUUGGCACCAGCAGAAACGUCUAGUAUGUCUCAGACCGGAGGACGGAUCCACAGCAAAAAGGCUGGCAUUCGGGCUGCCGUCAUCUUGAUCGGACUCCUGCACAAGUCUCGCAAAGCCAAGGAGAAGGAGAGAGAGAAAGAGGAGAGUGAAGGGAAACAGGAGCAGCUGAACAUCUCCACUGUCCCUCUGGGAGAAUGUCCCCCCUCACCACCCCGCACUGCACCGCCCAGCAUGAAGUCUGCGGAGUUCUUUGAUAUGCUGGAGAGAAUGCAGAUCCCUAAAGCUGAAGAGACCAAAAAAUGGAAGGAUGAUUAUAUCCCCUACCCACGGAUAGAAGCCGUCCUGGAGAAGGGUGGUCCGUACCCCCAGGUAAUCCUGCCACAGUUUGGGGGUUACUGGAUCGAGGAUGUGGAGGCACAAGCAGGGACCCCCUCCUCCUCAGAGUCUAGUUUCUGUGAGGAGGAGGACAGAGAAGAUGGCAUGAGCCCUGGUGGGGGGCAUAGUUACCGCCUGGAGUGUAACAGCACAGCCCGUGCCUACCGCAAACACUUCUUAGGCCAGGAACACAUGAACUACUACUGCACAGGCAGCAGCAUAGGGAACCUCAUCAUGUCCCUGAAACACGAGGAGGCAGAGGGACAGGAGUUCCUACGCAUCAUGCUCAGGUCGAGGACCAAAUCAGUCCAUGACAGGAUCUCUUUAGCAGGCAUCAACCAGCUGCCCAGUGUGCCUCAGAUUGCCAAGCUUCUGUGUGAAGAUGCCACCGGGCUGAAGUUCAACCCGGCCCUGUACCCUCGGGGAUCCCAGUUGAUAGUGGCUUUUGACGAACAUGAGGUGAACAACACCUUCAAAUUUGGAGUCAUCUACCAGAAGUUUGGGCAGACGUCAGAGGAAGAGUUGUUUGGGAACAACGAGGAGACGCCAGCGUUCAAGGAGUUACUCAGUAUCCUUGGCGACAACAUUGAUCUUCAGGACUUUAAAGGGUUUCGCGGUGGGCUGGAUGUGUCCCAUGGACAGACGGGGUCUGAAUCUGUCUUCACCGUCUUCAGACAGAGAGAGAUUAUGUUCCAUGUGUCAACCAAGCUUCCCUUCACCGAGGGAGACGUCCAGCAGCUCCAGAGGAAAAGGCACAUAGGAAAUGACAUUGUGGCCGCAGUCUUCCAGGAAGAGCCCACACCUUUUGUCCCAGACAUGAUUGCCUCCAACUUCCUGCAUGCGUAUGUGGUGGUGCAGGUUGAGAACCCGUGUACAGAGCACACAACAUACAAGGUGUCUGUGACAGCGAGGGAGGACGUGCCUCCUUUUGGACCCCCUCUCCCGAACCCAGCCGUCUUCAAGAAGGGUCCUGAGUUUCGUGACUUCCUGCUGACAAAGCUGAUAAAUGCUGAAAACGCCUGCUACAAAUCCGACAAAUUCGCCAAACUAGAGGGGCGAACGCGAGCUGCGCUGCUGGACAACCUCCACGAUGAGCUGCACAGGCAGAGCCAGGCCACGCUGGGCCUGGGCCAGGCGGGAGAGGAGGACAAGCUGGAGAACGGGGGACAUGGGGGUCUGCUGGAGUCCUUCAAGAGAGCCAUGCGUGUCAGGAGCCACUCCAUGGAGACCAUGGUGGGGUCUCACCGCCAUCGGAGCCCUGGGGUAGGAGGCGGGGUGCCAGCCAGCCUGAGUGGCGGCGGUCUGCCGCAGAGCACCAGCGAAUGCACAAAGAGCACAUUCACUCCUCCCGUGUUGUCAAGCAAGUCUCCACUGAAGAGCCCGGUGAAACGGCGCUCAGGCCUCUUCCCUCGUCUCCACUCCAGCACAGAAACCCCCUCGGACAAACACGCCCGCGGCGAUCAAAAGCCUGCAGAGUUUUGCCCGCUGUCCCAAGAAGUGAGGUCAGAGACGUCAUCCAAUCCCAGCUCACCUGAGAUCUGCCCCAACAAAGAGAGGCCGUUCAUCAAGCUGAAGGAGUGCAGCGGCGGCAGGCCCAACAUAUCUCGCUCUUCAUCCAGCACCAGCAGCUUCAGCAGCACCACAGGAGAAACAGAGACUCUGGAGGAACUGGACACAGGUAGUCACCCCUCGACAGCUGCCUCCUCUGCCUUCAGCCCCUCUCUCAGUGUCGACAGCCAGGGAUCAGGUACCCCUGUCAUCAUGUGCCGCAGUCCUACAGAUGGAAAAAAUAAGACGUCACCGAGGUCAAACUUGAAGUUCCGCUUUGACAAAAUGAGCCACUCAUCUACAGCUUCCGAGUAGCAUCGCGGAACGGAAACAAACAGACUUGCACAACAAAGGGACAACACAGGCUGAUGGAGCUGCAAAAAUAAUAAUAAUCAUUUUCUCGAAAAAUUAAGAAAUCACCACCACAACCACAUAAUCACUGUAGAUGCCUAAAGCCAAGGAUAAUAUGACAAUAUUCCCAACUGCAACAAUACUGUGAGUGUACAGGGAGGAGGAACAGCUGAUUUCUUUUCCACCAAAUUUUAGCGGCAGAAAUUAGUCGAUGUUACAAGUCGCUGCAUCUCAGUUGCUAUUUGCUCCCAUCGUCUUAAAAGUCCCGGCAUGGCUGUAAUACUGUGAGCGUAGGCUGAGCUCACCUGUGCCUCAGCUACUUCUCAAUCAUCUUAUUUGAUAGAAAGAUACAGAGAUCUGAACGUGAGACGUUAUGGCCAAACUGUUACUCUGUAUCCAGUGAACUGCUGAGAGGUGGAGAGGACGUCUUCGAGAACUGUCAGACAACAAGAUGUUGCUUUUGCCUUUGGCCUCGAAUGGUACGUCUGGCAUCAGUUCCUCUUUUGCCUAAAAUAAAACAAGUACACAGGCACACACACACACACACACACACACACACACACACACACACACACACACACACACACACACACACACACACACACACACACACACACACACACACACACACAAACACUCAGGCUACAUUGUCACUACGUUUUCAUGUGAAACUGUAUCCUCUCUGCUACGGAUAAGUCUGGCGUCCACAGAGUUUUAAAAUAGAGGAAACACUGCUGGCCCCGUUUCAGUUUGAAAACUCCCGGACUGCGUUUUAGCUUUGAUGGAAAUGGGGACGUUUAGAAACCAUGACGUAGACACUCACACUUGCCGAUUCAGUCUUUUAUGUCUUUUCUGAUGUAGCCUUCACUGAUUCAUCAGGCUCCUAUCACAUGACUCUCUUCUGUAAGACAGAAAAUGGCAUUAGCCACAGCUACCAGUGUAGAACACAACAUGGAUCAUUAAAUGUGUUGCUGACCCUUGCAAACAGCUGUUGUGCAGUUAAAUUCUGAAUAUUGCAAUGAUACAAUUGCUAACAUGUGUAGGAGACAACAUAUCAUUCAAGCAAUCUAAGACUAUUCGGCAUGCAAAUGCCCAUUGUCCGUGAGUGGCCACAUUCAUUUUUAAUAAGCGUUACGCGCUUUCAGGCAUGUUAGGGCCCGAUCACACAAAACUGAUACAGAGCUAAAACGCUCAUGUGGACAGAGAUUGUUUUAGUUUGAAAACGUAUUGUAAAUGUAGCCUCACAGUAGCAAAGCCUUGAAGGUGGCAACACUGGGAGUCUUAAUUUUCCUCUGUAGGAUCUGAACUUGUUCUUUGCAUAUAAAAAUGCUUUUGUAGGGAACAUCUUACAUUUAAAACAGAAAAAAGCUUUUCUAACCUUGCUAGCUGCUGCAUUGUGUCUACUGCGCUGUAAGCACGACGCCGCUGAAAUUGAGUCAAUACUAUGACGGCAUUUCUGUGUGGGUGUGUAAGGUUGACUUGACAUCCCUGACCUGAACUGCUUGGUUAGUGGACAUGAGCUCACAUGAGGUACAAUAUGAGACACUGCCAACACAUUAUAUGCCAUAAGCUUUUGUUUAGCCAAAGCUGCGCCUUACAAUCUAUCAAAAGCCCUUUUCACCACUGAUGCGCUCUCUGUUCUUCUCUCUCUCUCUCUUCUCUCUCUCUCACCAUGUGAGAGGACGAGAAUCUUCUGCAACUGGUUACAGCACAGACUUGUGGGUAACCGAUCGACGCCCACUUUUGCUGAGAACAGACGUUGCCCUUAACUGAAGUCAUUUCACCUUCUGAUAUCUCUCAUUGAAGCUUGCUAUAGCUCGGUGUACCUGUGUUUAUGUUUGGUGUAACUCACGAACAGGAAAGUCUCCGAGGUUUUUAAGGUUUCCCCGUCAUGUGCACGAUGAUGAUGAUGAUGAUGAUGAUGAUGAUGAUGAUGAUGAUGAUGAUGAUGAUGAUGAUGAUGAUGAUGAUGAGAAGGAGGAUUGACUUGAAAAUUAUGCUUCAGGUUAAAAUUAACCUUUAAAACACUUUUGGCAAAAACAUGCUGAAUGUGAAUUUGGAGCUUUUUUUGUAAUUAAAGUUGUAUUUUUUGUAAGUUGUCCCUCAGAAGUAAAUUGCAAAGUCAAGUUGCAAGCACAACGGGACAAUAUGUCUCUUUUAAUCCUAAACUAUACCAUAGGAUUAGCCUGGAGCUGCACAAACUGGAGCUCGCAAGGCGAAGUGGGAGCGUGUAAAUCAAGAAAAAGCUGUGAGAGACUUAGAUGUGUUUCCUAUGUGACAAAACUUUAGAAGUAUAUAUAUAAAGAACCAUUCAUGUAGCUGAGAUAAAAGUUUGUGAAGUUCUAUCACAUUAAAACACAGAAAGUCAUGAAGGCUCAGGUCUCCCAAAUUACAAAACCUCUGUAAUUUAGGCAAAACGUGCCAGGAAGCUGUUCUCAAGGAAGCUGCACCUUUCAGAUGUGACCGGACUGGAAGCUGACGUGAUGACUAAAUAGACUAAUAGACAAAGAAUAAUUCUCAGUUAGUGUAGACCAGUGAUUACCUCGAGUGAAGGAAGCAGGAACAGAAACUGUCUGGUCAUUUAGUUUGUAGCAGGUAUUGCCUAAAUGCCCCUGCAGCCUUUUCUCUGUAAAUAGGCUUAAUUUAUUAAAAUAUUUUUUUUUUGCAUCGAUGUCAUGUAAAAAUAUAAGUGCAGAGUACGCUAAUUAAUAAGGUGAAAAUGAUAAAAGGAAAUCUAUUAAUUUAAAAGAUGUCUAAACAUGUAUGUAUAUUUGGUUAUGUAACGUGCCAUUGAGAAUUUAUUCUAAAAUAAAAUGUUGUAUUUUGUGUCA
Messenger RNA from Hippoglossus stenolepis (Pacific halibut), 5686 nucleotides. It is a transcript of the gene rap1gap2a, whose product is annotated as RAP1 GTPase activating protein 2a. Gene Ontology annotation, cellular component: cytoplasm; plasma membrane. Gene Ontology annotation, molecular function: GTPase activator activity. The transcript is spliced from 23 exons. The record is from RefSeq and is a predicted model, not a curated record. Lineage: Eukaryota; Metazoa; Chordata; Actinopteri; Pleuronectiformes; Pleuronectidae. Gene Ontology annotation, biological process: activation of GTPase activity; regulation of small GTPase mediated signal transduction. Bases 606 to 2819 code for a protein of 737 amino acids.